Messenger RNA from Eutrema salsugineum, 789 nucleotides. RefSeq lists its product as uncharacterized. The record is from RefSeq and is a predicted model, not a curated record. Bases 1 to 789 code for a protein of 262 amino acids. Lineage: Eukaryota; Viridiplantae; Streptophyta; Magnoliopsida; Brassicales; Brassicaceae. The transcript is spliced from 6 exons.
AUGGGUGAGUACGCAGGUGUUAACGAACUUCAUGCAUGGAGGGAUGAUUGGAUCAUUAAGGUCAAGGUUUACAAGUGCUGGUCAGUUAAAGACGACGCAGGCUUACCGGCAAUGAACUUCAUAUUUGUUGACGAGAAUGGUAACAGGAUCAAUGGAUUUGCUACAAACAGAGCAUUAUCCUAUUUUGAAUAUGUCUGUACUGAAGGAAGAUGGGUGAGGCUAACUAAUUUUCGGAUAGCCAAUUCUGAAUGGGAAAUGAAGGGAAGGACUACAAACCACAGUCACCAAAUUAUCCUGACACACGAGGCAAAGGCUGGAACUCUCAGGCCACAGACAGAAGAUCCAUUCAUCAACUUGGUUGAAUUCAGUGCUAUCUACCGAAAACCAUUUGCGCAGUACUAUCCAGUUGAUUUGAUGGGAAGUCUUGAAAAUAUUGGCGAGGUCUACACCCAGUGUUUUCCAGAUGGAGAAACAAAGCGAGUUCUAGAGUUCACACUUAAGGAUGCAGAGGAUUAUUCCUUCCAAUGCUUUGCAUAUGGUGACUUUGCUGUGGACAUCAAAGAACGAUGUAAAGGAUUCACAGGUCCCUUGGCUAUUUGUGUUUUAACUGACUGGACAGUUAAGAAGAAUAUCGAUGAACUGACUAUCCAUGAACAUGAAAACACUGGCUUCUCUCGCUUCUUACUUGCUCCACCCAUCGAUCAAGUUUAUAAGUUCAAGAAUAAGAUUACCAAAAAAAUGAUGGCUGCGUCUUCAACUCAAGGAACUUGCGCAACUAAAGUCGACUAG